Ipomoea nil (Japanese morning glory) is the source of this 1944-nucleotide messenger RNA. RefSeq names its product probable ADP-ribosylation factor GTPase-activating protein AGD5. Gene Ontology annotation, molecular function: GTPase activator activity. The transcript has 10 exons. The record is from RefSeq and is a predicted model, not a curated record. The coding region runs from base 250 to 1836 and encodes 528 amino acids. Lineage: Eukaryota; Viridiplantae; Streptophyta; Magnoliopsida; Solanales; Convolvulaceae.
ACGGAGAAAAGAUGGGAUUUUGAAAAGUGGUUUCCUUUUCAAUUUUGGAGUCUGACUCUCUUUCACAACUCCCUCCCGCAACUCGCACCAUUCUUUCUAUCUUCCAACUUCUAAUAACCUCUCAUAUUCCUUCCUUUCCUUUCGAUCUCCUCUCCUUCUCUAUUUCUUUUCUUUUCUUUUUCCUCACCUCCCCUCGUUAAAGAUUCUUCUAUAUACACACCCACAGAUAUACAGAGUUAGAGCCAAACCAUGAACGGCAAGGCUAGUGUUUCCAGAGAGCUCAAUGCAAAACACACCAAGAUACUCGAGGGGCUACUUAAAUUGCCAGAGAACAGGGAAUGUGCCGAUUGCAAGAGCAAAGGUCCAAGAUGGGCUAGCGUGAAUCUAGGAAUCUUCAUAUGCUUGCAAUGCUCUGGUGUUCACCGAGGCCUUGGAGUACAUAUAUCAAAGGUGAGAUCCGCGACUUUAGAUACAUGGCUCCCGGAGCAGGUUGCAUUUAUCAAAACAAUGGGAAACGAGAAAUCGAAUAGCUAUUGGGAAGCUGAACUACCUCCCAAGUACAACAGAGUUGUUGGAAUCGAAAAUUUUAUCCGUGCAAAGUAUGUGGAAAAAAGAUGGAUUUCGAGAGAUGGGAAUAGAAAAAUCUCUACGCCAGACAGAGAAGAGCAAUCAAAGAAGCUCGAUCCUGGGACUAGAAAACGAGUUGGAUAUGCAAGAGAGUGCAAUCGAUUCCCUGACGAGAGGGAAAACCAAAAGCCACCCAAUUCAGAUAUAACUGCAGUCCUUCGAAAGAGCACAAGCAAUCCUGGAUCUUCUAUAUCUGCAAAGAAGGUUAGCAUGGAUACCAAGCCAGUUGUCUCAAAUUCAAAACCAGCCAACCAAGAUGUUGAAAAGGAAAAGCCAAGAACUGAAGCCUUUCAAGAUACCUCAGGCGAAAAGUCAAAUUCGACUUCAUUUGAUUCUGAAAGGGCAACUCCGAGCCCCAGUGUUCCUGAAACAUCGACCCUGAAAGUGAUUGAAAAUUCAAAACUAGCCUCCUCUGAGGUCGAAAAGACAAAACCAAGAGACAAUGGCCAACCGGUUUCCUCAGUACCUAAAGUUGAUUACGCUACUCAACUCUUUAACAUGCUCUUCAUGGAGGAGCCUAAAGAAAACGACAGCAAAUUGACUGCUCCUGCUGUGGAAUCUCAAUGUAUGUCGCCCCUUUCAAAGCCCUCUGAAGAGCCUAAACAAGAUUACAAAAAAGCGUGUGCUCCACCUGUGGAAUCUAACUGUACGUUAGUCCUUUCAAAGCCAGUUGGUUCUAGACAAGCACAACCAGUUGAACAGCAGAAUGUUUCCUCCACCGUCACAAAAGGCAAAAACAAAUUCGAUCCUGGGAUCGAAGAACUGAUGAAAGAUUUCAAUUGGAAUACCCAACCUGCUAAGAUUACGGUCUCACCCGCUAUCCAUCACCAACAACUUGAGAUGCAGGCUCAGCCGCCUCGUCAUUUGGCUGCUGGAAGCAUGCCUUAUGCUGCUCCGCAAAUCCCAUAUCCACACACUCCCUAUGGUAACCAUUUAUCUUCUCAGAGCUGGCAAAACAACGGGGGUCAAGUCCCCGGAACAAUGUUUAAACAGGUUGGAAAUGUUCAACCUUCACCUCUUGCUGUUUCUUUGGUUCCUUAUCCAUAUUCCAGCAUGUAUACUGCAAUGCAAGUAGCCCCAGUUCAUGGAAUCACAGGUGCCGGAAUAAGUAGGCCGCCGUCUUCUCUGCCACCAAUCUCAGUCGCUGCGUCACAGUCGGCAGUAAACCGGGAUUUCUCACGCAUGCCAGGAACACUUACAAGACGAUGAAAGUUACUACUAUAAAUUUAUUCUACAAGAUUGUAAAUUUAUUUCAGGCAUUGCAUGUAACACAAACCUUUCCCCGCAAUUUAGAAUACAUAAUUUUUUUUCCCAAAA